Culex quinquefasciatus (southern house mosquito) is the source of this 809-nucleotide messenger RNA. RefSeq lists its product as uncharacterized. The record is from RefSeq and is a predicted model, not a curated record. The coding region runs from base 87 to 728 and encodes 213 amino acids. NCBI's taxonomy places the organism in Eukaryota, Metazoa, Arthropoda, Insecta, Diptera, Culicidae. The transcript has 3 exons.
GACGUUUGUUCUUUUUCACGGAAUUUUCGUAGCGGUCGGACGUACUUUUUUCCCGAUCGGGCUCGAGUCGCCGAACGGUCUUAAAAAUGGCGGAACUGAAAAAGUACAUCGAGCGGGAGUUUCUCCGCAUUCGAGCUCAGCAGGAAAUUGUUCAAAAUCAGGUCCAAGAGUGCUUAGCUCACCAUCGAACGGCUCGAGACUUUCAAAUGGAAAUGAAGAACGAAAUCUCAGCGAUUCGACAGGAGCUGGCUCACCUCAAGAAAAUUCCUGAAAACAGGGUUUUCCCUGUGGGUUCUGUGGAGGAUCUGGACCAGGUGCGGCGCAAAUUCCGAUCGCACGAUACGAAAGAGAAGCUCGUCGGUGAAAUUGAAUAUGUCCUGGAGCGGGUCUCAAAGGACAAGUGGCUGAAAAAGCUUAUACGGGACGAGGUCGUGCAAGAAUUCCGAGAUGCCAAGACGAUUCGCGAUAUGAAUUUCAUUCAAUAUGUGAUCAGAAAUAUCACCCAGACGAGCGAAACCGCCUUCACAGCAAUGGUGUCAGCGGCGAAAUCGCGCCUGUACUCGGCGCGGUACCGAAAAGGGCAAAAGGAGAACCGCAAGAGACCGGCCAAGAAGCCGCGUCGUGUGUUGGAAGAUAGUGAGAACGAAGAGGACGAUGAAACGGAAGGAGAAGAUGGGAACAAAGACAUCCCGUCGCCGGCUUUCUCCCCUUUGAAGCAAAUUCGCUAACCAAACCCGACAAAUGGGCCCUACGAAUGUACCGAAUCGUACUUAACACUGUUGACUAAAUAAAUGAAGUUGAAUUCUAUC